UCUUUGUGGCACUUGGUUGAUGAUCUAUUUUCAAGAGAGAGGAGUAAAUCUGUAGUCUAAUAAAAGCCCUGUGUACCUGAGUGCAGCCUCGGCACUCUGAGACAGACACGCGAAAGGGGAGCUGAACACAAAGCAUGCUGGGUGUAGAGUGCACCUCCAGGGAAAUUGAAUGUGGAAAAUACAUAUACUAGAUCUUCAGAAGUCUUCAUUUUAAGAAAUUAAGGAUUGUUAGGAAGAGAAACUUGGAUAUUCAUUAGCAGAGCUGUUGAAGAACGUGGCAAUCCAAAUCCUUUCUGCAAUCCAUAAUUCAGUUGCUGGUAAGGAGACACUGAUUAUUGAACUGCCUUGACCAUAGUUCAAUUACUCCAUCAAAAAUAAGUAACUUUGAUUUUUUUUCAUGAAGAACUUUUUUAGUAGUGUGUUAUUUUUUUGGAAUGCUUGAGCACUAAGUGAAUGACACUGGGAUGUCUCCUCUUCAAGCAUUUUGCUGCAAUGGCAGCAUACGAGUGGUUUCUGUUUUACAGAUGCAUCAGUUGAAUGUGGAGAUUUUGGCUUAUACCUCUCUUCGGAGUCAGUGGCUGUACAUGACACAGAGCACGGGGCUUAGGCUCGCAGCUCCUCUGAGUGAUGCCGUGAGGCCAGUGCUGUUGAAUCCCUUCUGAGUCUGAUAGUGGAUGUCAGGAGCCUAAUACGAUGCUUUUAUGCUGAGUCCUCAUCUCGGAGGACUUGCUUUGGCUUCACACGUAGGGGAGUUCUUUGUUCUCCCUCGGAAGGUUUGGGGCCGCGUUCUGACCCGGGCAGCUGGACUGUGAUGUUGGCACCGCUCCCCUGGGAACGCAGGCUCACGGAGAUGUGAGUGACUCCGCUGAGCCCUGCGUAGAGAUGGGUAUCAUCAGUGAUAAAAUACAGUUCAGCUUCCUUUGGAUGUCAGUGCCAUCAGACUCUAGAGGUUGAAAUCGUGUUUUCGUGAUCUUGGUAAUUUGAGGAGUACUUUUGGGAUACGUGUAUAUAAGACAGAACUGUGCAGGUGCUGCAUAGGGAAUUAUGAUUUCCGUAUGCUCAACAGCAUUAUUUUAAGGGUUCCAGUAAUGAUUACUUACAUUGCUUUAUAGUUUGGUGGGAAAAUUAAACUGGAACAGUACUUCUUUACAGUGGAAAUUAAUCUAAAACAGGAUGUAAAAUCUUACAGAGAAGGGAGGACUUAAUCUUUUUUAAAUUGUCAAAUAGAUUCCAUUUGCUGGAAGAUAGUGGAUUAAAACAUUCUAUUGCCUUGUUACAAGAACAAUUCACAUUCUGACCAACAUAGUAAUGUGUUGCAUCUUCUUUAGCAGUGUUGUACUUCAAGCCUGUCUUGGAGGAUUUUUCCUACUGGAAGGAUUAGGUCCUGAAGAUGAUACUGGUGGGAUUUCAGAAAUACUAAGUCUGAAGAUUUACAAAGAAUGAUUUUGUGGUUUUUUGACUACUGGAUUUUCGUGGCUUUAGAAAGUAGCAUGUCUGAUUGAUAACCCCAAUAUGAAGACCUCGCGGAACAGCCACAUCCUUGGGAUAUUACCUUGUGCUUUGUAUCUGCCAUUGGUAGUUUCCUUUGAAAAAGUUACCAUCCCAGCAGAGCUGAAGUCAGUUGUAGCGAAAAUUGCAGUCAACACCACAUCCUGCAGUGUCACCUGUGGGCUGGGCUUCAAACUGGAGGAGAUGUGCGAGAUCACUCCCGCCGGAGAGAGGAGGAAUUGUACCUUGCACAGGUCUGACUGCCUGACCAGCUGGGUUUGUGGCUUACUCCACUUCACCAUCCCCGUGGGCAAACCCUUCCAGUUCAGCUGCAUGACCUCGGACGCAGUCGGCUUUAGUAGCCGAGCCUAUAGCUAUACGUGGAGGCUUGCCCAAGGCCUUAUCACAACAAAUAAUGUACUGUUCAAACCUUUCAAAAACCCCAAUUCUGUAAUCAGAUUUUCCCCUACUAGGGAGUCUGAUGCAGGGACUUACCGAUGUGAUGUGCGGUUGUUGAAGACAUUCAGAGUCAUCAAGAGGGUCUACUUUGGGGUCAGAGUGAUCCGAAGUGACUUAGUGGAUCUGAACUUUCAAAAAUCCUUGACUUGGGAACAGAAGUUAGCAGCAAAUGAGGUGGAAGGAAACACAGAAAACAGCACCCAUGAAGAAGUGCAAGAACAGCAGCACUUUUGGCAAGGAGAAUUGUUUUAUGAAUGCUUGGUAGGAGUUGGAAGUGGAGUGAUAGGGGGUAUCUUGGUGAGCAUGGCACUCUGCUUCUUGCAGAAGAUUUUGAGAAGGAGAGCUGCAGGGUAAUGAACCGAGAUUUAAUACAAUUUCUUGUCUCUGUCUCUUUAUUAGUAUUGAUGCAGUAUUUCACGGCAAAAUUUGUAAUUUUUUUUUCUGGCUGACACAGUUUAUUACCAAAUACUUUCUUAAGCUUUGGAGUCUGAUAAGUUAGUACAGGACUGUAGAGACAGAGCUUGAGUCUUAAUGGAAUAGUGCAGACAGUAGCUCCAGAUGGGGCAAGGCAGUUUGGCUCCACAUUGUGUGAAAGGAUGGUCUAGAAUGGUCCAGACAGGAGUUAGAGGACACUGAGCCACAGAAAACUGCCCACUGCUCACUGCUAAUUACCUUGCUCUGCUCCUCUAAUAGGCCUUUAUUUUACCUCUAGGUGUUUGGGGUUUUUUUAUUUAGCUAAUAACUUGCGAUCCUUAUUCCUGUCUUAAUUCCUCGAAUUUCUUCUGCCUUGCCGAGAGCUCUGUGGUGAUGUGAGCUGACACAGAUCACUGUUUGGUAGAUGGUGUUUCUCCAGCACAAGGUGCAAAGAAGUAAGGAUGCUUUUGAGGUGGGCUUACAAACCAAGUUUCCUGGCUGGCUGGUGUCCUUUCCGUCAGAUCCAAGUGGUCGGGUCUCAGUAGCUCUGGGGCAGUGUGGGGAUGAGGGGUGGACCACUACUGUCUGCUUCCUCUAGAGAGAUUUAUCUCCUUCUACUAGAGCCUGCAAAACUGUGAAAUAUCUUCAAGUCAUAGCUUGGAGCUGUUUCCUUUGUAGUGUAGAAUAGCGAAGGAGGGAGCAUUGGGUAGCACAAGCAAAUCUUCAAUUUGAGCACUGCUGCUUAGGAACAUAACUGGGUGGUUUUUAAUCAUCACUUGGAGCUGAGCUCUUUCCUAAAAUCUUUAAAGGGGGAGGAAGGGAAGAGUUCAGUGGGCUUGUGGAUCUUUCAUUUUUCCUGGUUAUUAAUAAGUAUAAAACAUGCAGCAACUCUGUAGGGAGUAUUGUUUCCCCCUUGGUAGCAGAAUCCACAGAGGGACCUAUUAAGUGGCUUCUCUUUCUACUUCUGUCUCUUAUUUUACAGUAAACAACUAUAUUUACUAAGUCAGUUUCUUUUUUUUUUUUUUCUGCUGUGAACUAAAGUACAGGAAUGCAUAGCACACCCAAUUCUGUGGAAAAUAAUGAUACGACUAUAAUAUUAAAGAUUGAAGCAUACUAUUAUUUUUUCUUUUUGCCAGAACAACAACAAAAUGCUUUAAUAUGGAAAGAGUUGGAUGUGGAGGUAAAUACCUUAUUUGCAGAGAAUCCUGUACAAAAAAAUCAGACUGAAAUGUAGUGAGCCAAAUCUUCAUGUUCAGUGAAGUAGACAAUAUGUAUAUCAGGACAAUGAUCCGUGGACCCUGGGGUCGUCUAGCUGUCUUUGAGUGGAGAAACAAGCCUGUCAUCAGGCUUGAAUUCCCAGUUUGUAGUUCUACUGCAUUCCCUAUUUCUUCAGGGAGACUUUAAUGGGCACAAUGACCAGCAGAAGUUUGGAUAUACUGGAGGGAACCAUUCUGCAGUGACAGAAGAUGCUUUUGGGAAGAUGCACUGUUCCUUCCUGAUGCCUGGGGUGACCCUCUGGGAAGUGACAGGAGGGUUGCUACACAGUUGUGACAGACAGCAAGGGACUGUAUGUCCUUCUUCCAUCUGGCGAUCUGGUCCUGUGGCUCAGAAGCCCCUGAAUGGUGAUCCAGUUGUCCAAGAUUUUCUUGCUUCUGUUCUUCAUCAGUUUCCUCUGACUCAGCUCCACGAUACUGAAGUUUCUCCUGUGCUCAGUGCAGGCUUUGUCUUCGCUCAGCUGUUCCCUGUGGCUCUGCACUGCUUUUCUCUGUUUCUAUUCCUUGGCUGGGAGCAUGUGCUGCUUUCUCUGAGCCUUAUUCCAGUAUUUCCCAGUCUUCAUCUCGCUGAGGGUGUCCUCAUCUGCGGUCAGUCCACUUUGUUCUUCUGCAAUUCUCGACGCCCUGUCCUUUAGCAGCCAGUUCUCGUGUUGCUUCUUCAAGGACCGCUUGCUCCUUUCACAUGCCAGCCUCCAUCUGUUCCUGUUCUCCCCUGCUCUGCCCUCUGGGCUUUCAUUGCAUCGCCUUGGUUUUGCUGACAUUCUAGCCGGGUCACUUAGACACUUUGCAGCAGCCUUUUCCUGCAGCAAGCUCGUGUAGCUCCUGUAAUGACGUGCAUGAUGAGGAAUCGUAAGCUGUUUUGAGCUGGCAGCGAUGUGUGGUGGUGGGCACGUGUCUAUGGCCCGUGCUGACGGUUUGUUCUCGCUGGCUUUAUUUCUGUUCCCGCUCGCUGCGCUCUGCAGGCAGAGUUCACUCCUGUGCUGCAGCCCUUUGUCUCUUGGGAUGCUAUUUUCACCAACCUGAAGGCACUUAGGGAGCCACUGGUCCUGUUUGCAUUGCUUGCAGCCCCCCUCCUGGCCUCCUGACCUGUGAGGCAUUUCUUGUUCCCAGGAAAUGGGUCUCUAUUUGCUGCAUCUGCUUUCCAGGAGUUCUUGAAAUCUUACUGCACUCCUCUGCACUUACGCCGCAGAAACAGGAAUCGCUUAACUCGUCAUAGGUGGGGAAGUCUGUAAGGAGUCCUCUCCGUGCAGAUGUGCUGGCACAGAGAUCUGUGCUGGGACCUUCCUGGCCACGGGCUGAUGCUACUCCUGCAUCGGGCCCUGAAUUCUCACCUGGCUGAGUGCUGGUGUCAGUAAAGCCCAGGCCACUGUCCCACUUGGGAUAGCAAAAUGCCUGCUUUUCAUCUUCGCCUUUACUGCUUUCGCUUUCUGCCUAAAAACAAACACCCACAAGCUGUUAGAUAUCUUUGGGGCUAUCCUCCCUGGCUGAGCAUGAGUCAUCUCUCUAAGCAUCCUCCAACCAUAAACAACGGCAGGAUUUCUCUCUUGCCUUAAGCUCUCCCUGCUACUGCUGUAAACAGCCUGAGAUGUGGCCUUACCAAGCUCCCAGAGACACUGGAAAGAGCUGCAGGGAUGGAGUAACAGCUGCUGGACCUCAACUCAUCUUGAUGAAUAAGGGCUAAUGCUUGAAAGAGAAAUGCAAUGAGAGCAGGGAACAUGAAAUCUGGUUUGGCAAACCUGAUGAUGUAAGCCUGAGGUGACUGACAAAGAUUUUUGGAAAGUAUGGAGGCAAAAUAGGAUGGGAUACCUUAUAGUUCAACUCUUCUCUUCCUGUGGCACAGGGUGCAGAAAGUGGGUAAUUAGAUUCAUUAUCGCUGUUGCAAUCUUGUGGCAGCAAGUAAUCAAAGAAAGCCCUGUGGAGAAACCAAACAGAAACACAGGUCCCUCCCCAGCCCCGUGAGAGGGGCUGGCUCUGUGCUUUGGCAUGCCGAGGGCCAUAUUUUUGUUAUUGUCUGAAUGGCCAAACCAAAGAGCCAGUGCUAGGCAGGAGCUAGGUUAGCCUGUUUUACUGUUAGUGGAUGCAGCUGAUUAGAAAUCCAGCUUCGAGAGAUGUUGGCUGAUGUUGUGCUUUGCAUGCUAUGCUAUUGCUGCUUUCUAGGAGACAUUUCUUUACCUUGAGCAACACAUUGUACAUACCCAUCCAGGCAGCGAUUUAAACACGAUUUGCUGCAGUUCUCUUCCUUGCGGCAUUGCUCAUUCCCUGCUCUGAAGUCCGUCUGAGUUGCAGCAUCAGAUGUUUGGGGAGGCUCAUGGGCAGACUUCUGUCUAUGAACUUCCAGUGUAAUCUGUUCCCCUGUGCUCUGGAGUAUUUCUAGGAUCUCCUGUAAGCUG
Messenger RNA from Aquila chrysaetos chrysaetos, 6025 nucleotides. It is a transcript of the gene TMEM81, whose product is annotated as transmembrane protein 81. The coding region runs from base 1513 to 2301 and encodes 262 amino acids. NCBI's taxonomy places the organism in Eukaryota, Metazoa, Chordata, Aves, Accipitriformes, Accipitridae. The transcript has a single exon. The record is from RefSeq and is a predicted model, not a curated record.